CACCGCUCGAACACUCGCCGCCCCUCACACCUCGCACGGCGCUCCAGGAUAAUUGGCAAGCCCAUUGAUCCGCAAUUAUCUUGGAGUCGCUAUUUCCAGACGAUCGUUCGACUAUAUAAACACCAGACGCCAUGGCCCCAAUCACUGCCGAAGCUGCCAGGCCUGUGCAGAAACAGCAGGCGCGCCGCCCACUCUCGCGCAUUGUGCCUGCCAUCCCCCACCGCCUGUCGCGCCCCGUACCAGCUGCAAGGCCAAUCACCCCUGAAGAGUCGCACAGGGGUGCUGUGACUCAGCAGAAGCAAGAGCCAACGCCGCAAACUCAACAGCUGGUAGUGGAAGAGAAGAAAGUGGAGCUGCAACCGGCAGAAGCUGUGCAGACACCCUUGACACCUGAGUCCAAGACUUUUGUCGAGAAACCUGAAGCUGAGGUAGAAGCCGAAGCUCCAGCAUUAGCAAGCUCGCCGGUGAAGUUGCAAGACGAAGAGGUGAAGCAAGUAGCCGAACCUUCAGUCCCGCUUACAAAUGACGAAUCGAACCACGUCCACGAUGCCCCUCCAGCUACCGAAGUCGACAGCAAGCCGCUCACAAACGGAGUGCAUCGGAAGGAGCUCCCACCUCCCUUCUACCCAUCGAACAUGAGUGGCAUGCACACGCCUGUUGUGGAAAACCAUGACAACGUCUUCUAUCCAGCUCGGCCAAGUGUCGAUGGCGCCAUGGGCGGUAUUGUGCAGGAUUCGCUAGCUCAACCCGCAACCCCUCACGGCUAUAAGGCUGCUGGACAUGGACAUGGACAAUCUGUGCCGCGUAUUCCACCGGGCUUUGCUCCGCCAGACUUCACGCCCUCCUUCUUCCCUGGGCACUCCCAUCACCCUUCGGACGCCGGAGCGCCUUGGCUCUACCCACCGUACUCCAUGCCUCCUCCUCCAGAGCCCAUGUAUGGCAAUGGGAGCGAAUUCCAGUCGCCGCCUUUCAGUGCUCGUCCUUCUGCAUUCCCUGACCCGUACCAAGGCCACUUCUCGCCUGAAGACCCACGUUUUGCUACGAACGGCAUCGCUACUUCGCACUCGCAAUCACCCAGCAAGUCACAGUUCGGUGAGCCUUUGCCUAUUGCUGACCGGGCCGAGGUGCAGCACGCACAGCCUCAGCAAAACGGUGCUGGACCUCGAUCUGAUGAGAUGAGUGAAUCGCCGUUCGAGCUGGCUUCCUACCUGUCCACGCAGUUCGGCAACCCAGAGUUUGCAGACUUCGUCUUGCAAGUCCGUUCACCGGAGUUCCAGUAUAUGUCCAUACCUGUGCAUGGAAUUGUGGUGGUCCGCAGUCCUGUCAUUGCCAAGGCCGUUCGUCGCAGCAUUCCUCCCGCUCAUCGAUCCAGGGACUCGCGCCGUCUUGUUGAUGUGCUUACCACAAACCCAUUCGUCGCUACAGAGUCAAUCCAAGAGGCCAUUAAGGUGCUCUACGGCGCGCCGCUUCUGUCCGUGCAGGCCUUCCUGUACGGUCUCGGCCAUUACACGCCGGAGGUGCCGCAUGCGCAGGUUACCAAGGAUGCUCGGAGGCGUAUGGACCAGCUUCUGAGCUACAUUGCGGCCGGCAGUGUCUUGCAAAUUCCCAGCAUGCAAGCACGGGGUGUCGAGAUCGCCAAAGCGCUGCUGCGAUGGGAUACCGUCGAGCAGGUUCUUCAUUAUGGUCUUCAUGCGGCAAGAUCGACCUCGCCAUCAAACACUGAAGGAGCCGAAGUCCAUGACCCCUUCGCUACAGAGCUCCUGAACGCAGCCAUCGACUUCGUUGCGUACAACUUCCCCAGUGACUUCAAUCUGUACAGAAUCGCUUCGGAACUCCAAGACGACCCCCGCCUGCUCAGCGUCACUGAGGCGCGCGCGCCGGCACACAACCCACGGCUGAGCAAGAUUCGUUUCGGAGAUGCGCCUACGGACGAUGACACUCAAGCAAGUCCAGUGUCAAGAACACUGUCUAGCAUCCUUCUUUCAUUGCCACUUCCUCUUCUCGACCGCUUAUUCAACCACCGUGCAACCGCCAACCAGAUUGGAUGGACUGGAGCUGCCAAAGUAUUGCACGACGUUGUGGAUGAGCGCGAAAGUCGUCGCCAGAAGGCUGUUCGAGGUCAGCUGCAGCUAGACAGUGCAGCGUCAAGUGCUCUCUUGGACAAUCUGUACAUUGAGGAGCGCGUUGACCAUGUUGGCGCUUCACCUCUCCACCCUUCCGGCUAUAUGAUAUCGGCGCAUCGUGCGAAUGGCCAGGCCUGAUUCGACCCUUUCGAUACAUAUGACGUUGGUUCUUCGACCUGGAUAUACUGACAUGUUCGAAUCACCUCG
Messenger RNA from Macroventuria anomochaeta, 2330 nucleotides. RefSeq lists its product as uncharacterized. NCBI's taxonomy places the organism in Eukaryota, Fungi, Ascomycota, Dothideomycetes, Pleosporales, Didymellaceae. Bases 132 to 2261 code for a protein of 709 amino acids. The transcript is spliced from 2 exons. The record is from RefSeq and is a predicted model, not a curated record.